CCGCCGCCGCCGCCGCCGCCGCCGGCGGGGAGAGCGGAGGGUCCGGGGCGGCGUUGAGCAGCCGUGCCCGCGGCCGGGCGUAGAUGCUGCCCGUCACCUGCCGGAGAGCGGAUCGGAUCCACGCCCCGCCGGUCCGCCCGGCGGAUGGGGCCGGCCGUGCACCCGGCGAGCUAGCGGCCGCCCGGCGCGGCUCACCCGGCGCGUUAGCCGCCGCCCGGCGCGGCGCGGGGCCCUGGAGCCCAGCGGGCAUCUGGCCAGCGGGGGACUGUGGCAGGAUGUGUGGACGACGAUGAUGAUGGCCCGGAAGCAGGACGCGCGCAGCCCGACCUACCACAUCAGCGUGGUGGGCCUGUCGGGGACGGAGAAGGAGAAGGGCCAGUGCGGGGUGGGCAAGUCGUGCCUGUGUAACCGGUUCGUGCGGCCCAGCGCCGACGAGUUCCACCUGGACCACACGUCGGUGCUGAGCACCAGCGACUUCGGGGGCCGGGUGGUGAACAACGACCACUUCCUGUACUGGGGGGAGGUGGGGCGGGCCCUGGAGGACUGCGGCGAAUGCAAGAUGCACGUGGUGGAGCAGACGGAGUUCAUCGACGACCAGACGUUCCAGCCGCACCGCAGCACGGCCCUGCAGCCCUACAUCAAGCGGGCGGCGGCCACCAAGCUGGCCUCGGCCGAGAAGCUCAUGUACUUCUGCACGGACCAGCUGGGGCUGGAGCAGGACUUUGAGCAGAAGCAGAUGCCGGAGGGCAAGCUGCUGGUGGACGGGUUCCUGCUGUGCGUGGACGUGAGCCGGGGCAUGAACCGCAACUUCGCCGAGCAGCUGCGCUUCGCCUCGGGCCUGCACGCCCAGCUGGCCAAGACGAAGAAGCCCGUGGUGCUGGUGCUGACCAAGUGCGACGAGGGGGUGGAGCGCUACAUCCGGGACGCCCACGCCUUCGCCCUGAGCAAGAAGAACCUGCAGGUGGUGGAGACGUCGGCCCGCUCCAACGUGAACGUGGACCUGGCCUUCAGCACGGUGGUGCAGCUGGCGGACCGGGGCCGCGGCAAGGCCAAGAUCGUGCCCUACUUCGAGGCCCUGAAGCAGCAGAGCCAGCAGAUCGCCGCGGCCAAGGACCGCUACGAGUGGCUGGUGAGCCGCCUGGUGAAGAGCCACCAGGACAGCUGGCCGGGGGCCAGCCGGCAGCUGCAGGCGGCCCCGGAGUUCCAGGACUACGUCUACCUGGAGGGCACGCCCAAGGCCAAGAAGCUGUUCGCCCAGCACACCCUGCGCCUGCGGCACGAGCACGUGGAGCGGCGGCGCCGGCUCUACCUGGCGGCCCUGCCCCUGGCUCUGGACGCCCUGCUGCCCGACCUGGACGAGAUCGACCACCUGAGCCGGGGCAAGGCGGAGCGGCUGCUGGAGAGCCGGCCCGACUUCCCGCGCUGGUUCGUCGUCCUGGAGGCCACGCCCUGGGACGCCACCAGCCACGUGGACCAGGCGGCCGACGACCGCAUCCCCUUCGACCUGCUGGGCACGGGGCCGGCCGAGCGGCUCUACGCCGCCCACGUGGACAAGCUGCGCGGCGAGCGCAAGCGGGCCGAGGCGCGCCGGGCCUUCCGGGCCCACCUGGAGGCCUCGCCCUUCGUCACGCCGGGCAAGCCCUGGGAGGAGGCGCGCAGCUUCGUGCUGAGCGAGGAGGACUUCUCGCCCUGGCUGGACGAGCCGGCCUGCCUGGAGCUGUACGGCAGGCACCAGAGGCGCCUGGCCGAGCGGGCCCGGGAGGACCUGCAGGAGCUGCUGCUCGAGUUCUCCGAGCUCUUCUACGAGCUGGGCCUGGACGCCCAGCCCAGCAAGGAGAAGAUGGCCGUCAUCCAGGAGGUGCUGGGCGACGAGCCUCGCUUCCAGGCCCUGCGCCAGCUGCAGCCCGAGCGGGACGCCCUGGUCCUCAAGCACGUCCACUUCGUCUACCACCCGACCCGGGAGACCUGCCCCGCCGGCCCGCUCUGCGUGGACGCCUGGGUCGAGCGGGCCCUGGGCCCCCGCCGGCCCGGGGCCUCCGACCCGCCGCCCGGCCGCGUCAACCUGGUGGUCCUGGGCCAGGACGGGCUGGCCCGCGAGCUGGCCAACGAGAUCCGGGCCCUGUGCACCGGCGACGACCAGUUCGUCGUCGAGGGCCAGGUCUACGAGCUGGCCCUGCGGCCCAUCGAGGGCAACGUCCGGCUGCCCGUCAACGCCUUCCGCACGCCCACCUUCCAGCCGCACGGCUGCCUGGCCCUCUACGACUCCAAGGAGGCGCUGGCCUACGUGGUGGAGAGCGUGGAGAAGAGCCGCGAGGCCACGCUGGGCCGGCGCGGACCCCGCCCGGCCCCGCUCCCGCUCACCCUCCUCCUGGUCAACCGGCGGGGCGGGGAGCCCGGCGGCGACAGCCUGGCCAGCCUGGUCCAGCAGGGCCAGCAGGCGGCCGCCCGCCUGCGCUGCGACCUGGCCGAACCCGCCGGGCGCGGCCUGAGCGAGCGGCACGUGGCCCAGCUGCUCAAGGGCCUGCUGGACGCCCGGCGGGCCCAGGACCCCGGCGCCGCCGGCGGCCCCUCUCCGGGCCCCGGGGACCUGGCCGACGCCGACCUGCGCGUCGUGGUCUGCCUCAUGUGCGGGGACCCGCUGGGCGCCGACGACCUGCUCCUGCCCAUCCUGCGGGCCCCCGGCGGGAGGCCCGCCCAGCGCGCGGGCCCCCACUCGGUCCUGCUCGAUCUGCCCCUCGGCCCCCACCCCAAGCGCCUGGAGCUCUGCGUCCUCUCCUACCACGCCGCCUUCGGCCUGCGCAAGACCCGCCUGGUCCACGGCUACAUGGUGGUCUUCUCGGCCCAGCGCCGGGCCUCGCUGGCCAUGCUGCGCGCCUUCCUCUGCGAGGUGCAGGACAUCGUCCCCGUGCAGCUGGUGGGCCUGGCGGGCGAGGCAGCCGACGGCCCGGCCGCCGAGCAGCUGGGCGAGGCCGAGGAGAUCGCCCAGGAGAUCGCCGGCCGCUUCGCCGGCCUGCUGCCCGCCACCCAGCCCCCGCCCCGCCUGGACCUCUUCCACCCCUUCUUCCAGGAUGUGCUGGACAAGAAGAACAUCGUCGAGGCCACGCAUAUGUACGACCACGCGGCCGAGGCCUGCUGCGGCCCCGCCGACGACCCGCCCCUCCGCUCCCCGCGCGCCGGCUCCCCGCUCCUCUGUAACUCGCACCCUCCCGACUCCGAGGAGGACGCCGAGCCCCCGCUUCCACCCCCGCCCCCCUCCUCCGGCAGCCCCUUCCGCGACGAGGCGGCGCCCGCCCUGCCCGCGGAACCCCCCAGGCUCCCGGCCGAGCCGGAGCCCGGCGACGGGCUGGCCUUCCUCGUCAGCGCCUUCGAGAGCCGGCUGAACGACCGGGGGCCCCCCAAGCCCAAGCCGCCGGCCGGCCCCUUCGAGGCGGCGCCCCCGGACCCGGGCCUCCGGGACGGACCCCGCAGGUCGCUGGCGGCCGGGCCCUGGCUGCCCCCCGACGGCUUCGACCCCUCCGACUACGCGGAGCCCCUGGACGCGGUGGUCCGGCCCCGCAGCGACGAGGAGAACAUCUACUCGGUGCCUCACGACAGCACCCAGGGCAAGAUCAUCACCGUGCGCAACAUCAACAAGGCCCAGGCCAACGGCGGUGGCAACGGCAGCGACAGCGAGCUGGACAGCGGCUCCCUGGAGCGGGGCCGCCCGGCCGCCGCCGCCGCCCGCAAGCCCGCCCUUUACCGGGCCCGCUGCGCCCGCCUGGGCCGCUUCGCCCGCUACCGCAGCAGCUUGAGCGUGGGCAGUGACGACGAGCUGGGGCCCGUCCGCAAGAAGGACGAUGACCAGGCCUCGCCGGCCUACAAGGGGGACAACGCCGUCGUCCCCUACGAGGCGGAUGAGGACCCCAGGCGGAGGAACAUUCUGCGCAGCCUGCGCCGGACCACCAAGAAACCAAAGCCCAAGCCCCGGCCGUCCAUCACCAAGACGAUGUGGGAGAGUAACUAUUUUGGGGUCCCCUUGGCCACGGUGGUCACUCCGGACAGGCCGAUCCCCAUCUUUAUCGAGCGCUGUAUUGAAUACAUUGAAGCGACAGGGCUGAGUACCGAAGGCAUCUAUCGUGUGAGUGGGAACAAGUCUGAGAUGGAGAGUCUUCAGAGGCAGUUCGAUCAAGAUCACAGCCUGGACCUGGCCGAGAAGGACUUCACCGUGAACACGGUGGCCGGGGCCAUGAAAAGCUUCUUCUCCGAGCUGCCCGACCCCCUGGUGCCUUACAGCAUGCAGAUCGACCUGGUGGAGGCUCACAAAAUCAACGACCGGGAGCAGAAGUUCCACGCGCUCAAAGAGGUGCUGAAGAAAUUUCCCAGGGAGAACCACGAGGUCUUCAAAUAUGUCAUCUCUCACUUGAACAAGGUCAGCCACAACCACAAGGUCAAUCUGAUGACGAGCGAAAACCUGUCCAUCUGCUUCUGGCCCACGCUGAUGCGUCCGGACUUCAGCACCAUGGACGCUCUGACGGCCACACGCACCUACCAGACAAUCAUCGAACUGUUCAUCCAGCAGUGCCCCUUCUUCUUCUACAGCCGGCCGCUCUCCGAGCCGGCCGGCGCCACGCCCAGCUCGCCCUCGGCGCCCGCCGCCGGCAUCCCCUUCCUCGCCCCCACCCCGCCGGGCAGUCAGCCGUCACCGCCUCAGUCUCCCCCGCCGACCCCCCAGUCCCCGGGGCAGCCCCCGCCGCUCCUGCAGCUUCAGGCCGAGCAGCCCCCACUGUGACCAGCGCGAGGCCAGUGCGUGCUCGGGCCGCUCCGGCCGUGACGUCCACAGGGGCCCGUCGGGACCGGGCAGGUCAGGGCGAGGGUCACGGGCCCCCGAUCGGGGGCCGUGCCGGGCCGCUGGGCCGCGGGAGGCCUCGCCCCGCGUGAGCCCGCACCGAAGCCACGCGACCGUUUCCCCAGACGCUGCCAGGCGUGGCCGCGCCGGCCGCUUGUACAGAACCGACUUUGGAACGCCGCUCCUGACCCGGGAGGGCGGUGGGGGUCCGGGCCCCGGCUAGGAAUCCCGGAGGCUGGAGCCGGUCCCCUACGGCCUGCGGGGGCAGGGGCCGGCGCUGCCGUUCUCUGUCUGGGCCGUUGCCGGGGGCCGCCGGCCCUGGGCGCGAGGAACACUGGAACGAACACAACAAGGAAAAGCACGAACGCAAACCUCACGUUCCGGCCCCGGUCUCGUUCCGGCAGCCGGGCCGGAGCAGCCGUGGGGCGAGAGGGAGGGGCACGGCCCGGGGACCCUAGGUGGCCGACUUUCGGCCCCUCCCCCGGCCGGCCCACGUCGGGCGCCCGGCGCUUAGCGGUAAGCGCUGAGAGCCGGACCCGGCGUUUAGGCCCCCCCGUGAAACACACUACAUAAGUGGUUACUGAAACACCCUUGUUAAGUUCUGUGUGUAUGUGCGUGCGUGUGCGUGCGUGCGUGCGUGUUGUGAGCGGUGGGUCCCCACCGGUGGACCGGCGGAUGGAUGGGCGGGUGGAGGCGGGAGGGAGCCCGCGCGCGGCCUAGGAUGCUGUCUCUGUGGUUUUUGGUGUGUUGGGGGUGGGGUGGGGGUGGGGGGUUGUUUGUGGAACAGUUUCUCAGUCUGUAACAGCUCACUGCAAACCGGGAUGGGGUUGGGUGGGGGAGGGUCGGGGGGGGGAAGAAUGGCAACCGGAGGGGAGGCCCUUGCCCAGUCUUGCUCCGGCCCACGGCCGGCUCCCCUGUUGCCAGGCGGCCGCAGCCACCACGGGAGGCCGGGCCUCCCUCGCCCAGGGUGUCCGUACCUUCGGCCCCUUGGGGCCGGGGCUGCUUCCCUCCCCUUCCCCCCCCCCCCCCGCCGGGAGGGCAGGGGAGAAGAGCGGGCAGGGGGACGGGGGUGGCGGCAGCUGCCCGGAUGUCGGCCGGUGGACCCUAAAACUGGGCGCCCACCGUCCCACCCAACGCCACGGCGGCGGGGCCGGCCCACGCCUGCGGCCCCCUCUCCCCGCGGGAGCCUUCUCCGGCCGGCGGCCCCCUGCCCGUGCGGCCGAGGCGGUUCUGUUAACUGGACGUUCUAAGGUACCACUGGGCCCUUUGGGUCUCUUCGCACUUUAAAACACAGCCCCUGCCUUUCAAUCAGUCGAUCGAUGGUAUCGAGAGUCGGAUUGUAUUUCUGGGCCGGGACCUUGUGAGUGACUACAGCGAGGUGGUUUAAGACAACAAGAAAAAUAACACUAACUCCUCCUCUUUGUCCGGGGCUCGCCAGCCCCCCUCCUCCUCCCGCGGGGGUCACGGCGGCCCUUAAGUCACGCGUGGGAGAUUCAUGUGGGUUUUGGGCCAGAUACCCUCACCUGCAGGAGGUGGGAGUGGGCUGAUGAUGAACUUCCCUAGGGCCUGAGCAGGGCGGGAACCGAGGCGGUCCCGGCCCCCUCCCCUUCUCUUCCUCUCCCUCCCCAGGGGUGGCAGCUUCCCUCUGCCUGGUCCUGGGAUGGAGCCGUGGGUCCUCGGUGCCUUUCUGGGCGGCUGGUGCCAGCUACCCCCUCUGCCCCCCAGCAUCGCUCUCCUUAUCCCUGUGGGGCUGAAGGGGGUGCUUGCCGUCCUGCCCCACCAGCUUCGGCCCCCAUCCGACCCCCCCCCCCCCCCCCCCCCCGGGGGGGAAGGCGAGUGAGAUCAGCCAGGGCUCUACCUCACCCUCUGCCACGUGUCUCCCCGAGGGGCCAGGAAAGACGGUGGGCCUGGCCCCUGGGGAUUGGGGGGUGGCCGUUUCAGAGUAGCCACUGUGCCAACCUGUCGCCUCCGGGGGCGGGGAAGGUGGCCCGCGCCCCCCCCCUUUUUUUGUUCCCCCAGGCACCUUCUGGUUCCAGCCUGGUUUGUGAGCUGGCGGGGCGAGCCUUCCGUAGAGCAGGGAUUUGGGGGCUUCCCAGACCUCGUGGUACAUUGCUGCCAGGCCGGGCCUCGGGCGGCCCCAUCGCUCCCCCCCUCCCCACGGCCCACACCCAACAGCUCAGCCACGCACACCGUCCCACCAUCUUCCAUUUUCCGGCAAGUAAAUUUCAACAAGGCAAAACUGAAAAACGCGAAACGAAAGAAAAGCGACAACCCGGGUGGGGGGGCGGCAGGGCGUCUCCGGUCUCGCGUGGGCCUGUCCUUGGAACCGAUUCGGGCCUGGCCUUUUUAUUCUUCGCGGAAAAGGGGUCCCAUCGCAGCCGCCGCCGCCUUCAAAAUGAUCACAUCUCCGCCUCAUCCCCCUUACCUAGCCUCCGGUCUUUAAUCGUCGCCGGCUUCUGCCUUCUGGUUGUUUCUGGUCUGACCGUGCCCCCCGCCCCCCCAAGCAGCUGUCAGUCCUUUCAUGUCCAGCCCUCGGCCGUGGGUACUGAGCUCAACCGCGGGAGGGGAGGGGGGAGGCCGCUGCCCGUGGAAUAGGUCUUAGUUUUUACUGUUAGGUUUUCAACAAACUCCCACUUUGGAGAACUCAAAUGCGGCAGCAAUGUUGUCUUCUCAAUGUAGUUCCAAGACAGGGCAUAAGUUAUUGUUUAAAUAAUAAAAAAAAAUCUUAAAAUCUCCCUGUGUACAUUUUAAAAAAUCCGUCUCUCAAAUCGUGUGGGAAUAAAAGUGGUUUGAAAAUUUGGA
Ornithorhynchus anatinus (platypus) is the source of this 7627-nucleotide messenger RNA. It is a transcript of the gene ARHGAP35, whose product is annotated as Rho GTPase activating protein 35. NCBI's taxonomy places the organism in Eukaryota, Metazoa, Chordata, Mammalia, Monotremata, Ornithorhynchidae. The transcript is spliced from 7 exons. Gene Ontology annotation, molecular function: GTP binding; GTPase activity. Gene Ontology annotation, biological process: signal transduction. The record is from RefSeq and is a predicted model, not a curated record. Bases 290 to 4768 code for a protein of 1492 amino acids.